UUGAGCCUAAAAAAAUACACUCUUAAAAUAUACAAAAAAAAACUUUUUUUAUUUUUAUUUUACUCAGUUUUCGUACAGAAAAAUGGAGGAGAAGACAGGUCCAAAAUAAAAAAUGGCUGUGGGCUAUUGAUAAAAUAUCUGGAAUGGAUGAUCGGAGAAAGAAAAAUUGGUUUUAAAUUCAAUAGGUAUCAUCAUCCGAUUUUUUAUUUUUUCAAAAAUGACAAAAUGCCGGCCAUUUUUCCAAAAACUACGAAAAAAGUAUUUUUUUCCAUCGUUUUUUGCAAAAAAAAAAAAAUAGUUUCAAUAAAAAUUUCAAAACUCGUAUAUGAUACGCGCUAUAGCUGCACAGUCAUAAAGAACAUGUAAAAUUUUGGUAAGGAUCGGUUGAAUAGUUUCAGAGAUUUUAUCAACAAGCCGUCCGAAAACGUCAUUUUGAGAUUGAGAAAAACGAGUUCAAACAAAGGCGCACGUACACGAUAUCACACUGGGAGGUGCGUAGCCAAGUAAACGUCACCCAAAAGUACACUUGGACUGCUCAAAUCUUUAUGAAAUUUUAGUAUGAUACUUUUAAAUAUGUAUAGUUUAGGAAAAAGCAAUAAAAAAAUUGAUUUUUUGGAAAUUCUAAUUCGAGUAGACCCCUUAAUACAAUCAAAUAAAUCCAAUAUCAUUUUGUUACUUUAUGCAGCUCAUAUGUGACUCUCGAGACAUAUUGAUUGGACUUCAACGUAUAAGUAGUAGUUGUAUUAAAACCUCAAUGACUUAACCGUGCAUAAUUAACAAUUAGUAAUACGACAAUAGAUUCAUGAAACCCCAAGAGAUGAUAUGAGAAUGGCAAAUUCAAUGUCACCGUUGAUGCAAACUUCUGUUAUCGCGUCUCGUCAUUACGUACUUUGUUUUCCACUUUUGGUAUGCACUUUUCGUUUUUAUAAUCAAUAACAGCACAAAGGAACCACACUUAUACGGAUGGUAAAAAGCUCGAGAUAACCAAGUUAAAAAUGUUGUGAUAUUAACUUUGAUAAAUAUUGGUAAAGGAUGACACGGUUUUUUCCAGCUCUGUAACUAUAAAAUUUUUGAGCAACGUUCUCUACAUUCUCUCCCUCUCUCUCUCUCUCUCUCUCUCUGUUCUUGGAAAAUAUUUGCAUGAAGCGAAAACAGGACACCCUCUGUGGGCACAUCGCUGCUGUUGACCUCAACUAAUAACGCAGUACACGUACAGCAGAAAGUAUGAACAUUUAUAACUCGGGAAGUAAUAAGUGUCCAUUUCAAUCGGGCAGCCUCAAAUUGACGAAGAAAAAAGGAUCCGCGACUUCGACCAAUCCUUUUUCGGUUGAACCUUCGACGACGAUGCGCGAUAUCUUUCUCGUUAUCUUGGUAUGGAAAGCAAACGCGACAGCGGUCGGAACAAAUACGCUAGUCACAAGCUUCCUGCAGAAAGCUCAUCGGGCUAUUUCACUCCCUCAUGGAAAAAUGUACUCGGACGAGAAUUCUUAUCUCCUCGGGAAGUCUGGUUCGGGAACUGUUUAUGUCAACAUUUCCGAUUCAGAUGUCAAAAAAUAUCGAGCGUUGAGCCACGAGGAGUACCAGUAUUAUGAAGCGAGACCACUUUGGAUUAAAAUAAGAUUGUGUCUCUUCUGGUUAUUCUGGGCUGCUUUUUUCACGGUCAUCAUUAUCUUCGUACUUAUCUACUGGUGCAUCGCGCCAAAUUUUUGCCCGAAUAACGUCGUUUAUUCCGUUUGAAGCUUUUCACCGUUACAAAUUAUCCGAGAAAUGCAUUUUCAAUAAUGAUACGAUAACGCGGUAUUGUUUUUGUCGAGAACAAACGGAUCUCUGGAAUGUUCGUUGUAAUCUCGUCGACUCGUCGUAGCAGACUAAAGAGCGCGAGCGAGUGUGUAUGUGCGUGCGGGAGAGCGAGAGAGAGAGAGAGAGAGAAGCAAACAAAGCGAAAAACAACAAACACAUAUCUCUGUGAUAAAUCGGUGAAGUCGAGAAGCGCUUUUGCAAGCUGCUCGUACCAAACAUUUUCGUAUAUAUUCAGCGAAAAAAUUUUUCCCUCAGAUAUAUUACCACUACAUUUGAUAACUUUUAUUGACAUAAAAAAAUGGUUUUCUCAUUAAAAUGACAAGCAUAGUUGAAGAAACGUAUCUUUGCACGAGCAACGCAACGGAAUACUGUAAUAUCAUUGUUACUGUUGCCAUUAUUAUGUUAUUAUUGAUAUAUUUAAGAGCAUGGAUGAGUCGGUGCAUCGCAGUGGUGAGUGCGAGAGAGAUAGCUGCAAAUUUUGAAAGUGAAAUUUUCCCAUACCGUUUGCCCGAUCGAAAUAAUAAAUAAAAUGUCCGUUUUCGCCAUCGUCCUGCGUGGGCUGACAGAGCCUUUUUUCAAUCGGUCAAACCGUGUCAAAGGAUUUCGAUAUCGAAAAUUCCAAGUGAGGUUAGGUGACUGAUCCCGACUGGCCGUAUAGGGCAAAAAAACAAAAAAAAACGGGAGUUAUGCGUUUCACGGCGAGCACGGCGAUCAGUGGGUGGGGGGAAUUCCUUUGUCGCCAGUUUUUUCAGAAACGAUGUAUGAUAAUUGUCUUGACCAAUUUUUGAAAUCGCUCGAAUCAGUCUUCAGCUUCCCAAAUGUCCGUAGGCAUAUUGAACGACUAUUUUGAGCUCAUUGUUGUAUUGAAGUUAGGUUAAGUACGGCGAGGAUUUGGGAAGAGGGGCUUAUUAUAACCUUUUUUUUUUAUAGACACAUAGUGAUACUCUUAUGAAGAAUCACGAGCUUCCGUACAAGCUCAAUAGAAGAUGAGAACAGUUGACGAAAGCCAUAGUCGCGACAAUAGUCUCGAUCCAGCUCAGCGGUCCUACAAUAAUUCGUGGAACCGUAACUCGCAGAGUUGAAAUAUCAUUACGCGUGCAUCCAUGUUCAUUAAAAAAUUAUAUAGUGAUCAUCGUUAUACUAAUUUUUCUUAUGGAAUAAUUAUUGACGUAGGCUAUUGUAAUGUUUCCGAAAUAACAACAGUUCCCGUCGUAUUAUUGGUGACACCAUUUAUUAAUCGGAACAACGUUCUAUCAAAAAUUGAAAUGUAGUCGUUGUUGAGCCACGUGUUUAUUCGUUGGAGGUCGGAGCGAAGAUGACCACUUGGUGCCUAGUGUCGCCCGCUGUUUUUAGUUUCAGAGGGCGCUGACAACAGUUUUCCGAAGUUUGAAUCCUACAUUACAGCUAUUUUCAAAAAAUCCAUCUGAAUGUACGAUUUUUAUAAAUAUAUCAAAAAUCAGAAAACUUC
Molecule: messenger RNA, 3268 nt
Organism: Venturia canescens
Lineage: Eukaryota; Metazoa; Arthropoda; Insecta; Hymenoptera; Ichneumonidae
Exons: 4
Coding region: 1225-1737 (170 amino acids)
Source: RefSeq, a predicted model, not a curated record